UAUUUCCCCCGACGGGAAGGGCGAGGUUCUCGGUGUUACUCCCGGCCGCGCUAUUGUGCAUAAACCCGCUGCUAGGAAAGACCUUCCCGUGGGCUGAUCUGAAUGUCUCCGACUGUUGUGGCCGGCGGCAUCUGCCGUCCAGGUCACAAAAGAGGCGGUCGCAUUUGGGCGACGUCUGUCAUAUUGUGAUCGCGACUGUUUUCUAAGGAGCGCAUGGAACAUGAUCCCAUCCUCCUCCAGUUUAUUAUCACAACAGCCCUUUGAAGUAGGCUAGGCUGCGUGUGAGUGGCUCAGCUCAUCUGAUGAAGUGAGAUUUGAACCAGGGUUGCUCCAACUCAGUAUUCUGAAGAUUGCAACGUGACGGCAUCGCAGUAGUGGCAGUGCGGGCUGUGGAGGCAGAGCCUAGAACGCAAUGGGAGGAGUAGCACCUGCCUGAACAGCUGUGGCGCCUUCAUGGAAUCUUGCCCCACCUCAGGCUGUGCCAUGGGGAUAGCCAAGGAGACCACAGUACAAGUGGAUAGAGAUGCCAGCCUGUCCAUUUGCAUGGAGACUGGCUCAGAAAGCACUCGCUGGGGUGGGCAGAUUGAUACAGCUUUGGAGGCAGUGACCUCAACUGGAGCUCAUGUCACUGAGGCAGACACAGCAGUUGCUCCUGGUGUGGAAAGCUCUCUCCGGGAAGAAUGGCCUGUGCAGCAGAGCUCCGACUGCAAGAAGAGAGGCUGGGAGGCAGCAGAAAGCAAACCUCCUUCUAAAAAAGUGAAGAAGCAAGCUGAAGAGACAGACCGUUGGGAAGCCUGUGCAGUUGAGUUCCAAACGUCAACAGCUAUGGCUGUGACCCAUCCUGAAGAUGUGUCAGCGGCCAUCCCAUUGAGACCGAAACCUGCCCGUGGCCGGAAGCCCAAAAAGAAAGCAGAGGUUGGCAAAGGCCCCCCUCCUCAGGAGCCCAGAGUUCAAGGCGAGGUCCCUGGGCCUUUGGAGAAUGGCCCUUCCCUGCCUGUGAAGGUACCAAAGAAGCGAGGGCGCAAGUCCAAGGCAGAGCUGCUUCUAUUGAAGCUGUCGCAGGGACUGGAGUGCCAGUCAACUGAACCCCUUCAACCGCAGAAGUCACCGGCCAGCGACGAGAGCCAAGAUUGCCUGGCUACCACUCCUGGGGGACGCCCAAAGCGUCGGGCUGCUAAAGUAGCCCUUCUGUACCUCCAGGAACUGGCUGAAGAGUUGACAUCUGUCUGUCAGCCCCCCACUCAGGGAACAUCAGAGCCCCCCCUUGUGCCUCAGGAGCCCAGCAAGAAGCGCCGGGGUCGGAAGCCACAUGAGCAGAAACUGGAGAAUGAGGACGUGGACUUCGUUCCCUCGGAAGAAGGACUUCUGCAGGCUGCAGAGGAGGAGGAAGAGGAGGAGAAUGACCUGUUGCUGAGUGAGGUGUCUGAGCCCGAGCCAGAACAGAGCCUGCGGGGACCUGUGCGGCCCAAGGCUCAGUUCCGAGGGUUUGCUUCCAACGGUUUGCACAACUCUGUCAUGGCUCCUGUCUGGAAGUCUCUCAGGGUCACCCAUCGCUUGCGUGAGCAACUUCACUCUCACUGGGAGUUUCCAGAGUGGGUCCCAUCUGCUCGGAAAUGGACCUUUCUGUCAGAAAGUGAAAUGAGUGAAUAUCUCCCUGGGGAGACAAAAUCCCCUCUUUUCUCCAUCAAGCGGGAAGGUCUGCAAGAGGACAGCAGCAUCCUCUACCGGAUUAACAGGUUUAAUGCCCUGCAGCCGCACGAGGAACGCUUGGACAUGACCUUCUUUGUUGGGGGCCCCAUCUGGGCCAUGGAGUGGUGUCCAGCCCCUGAAGGCUCCAUGGCAUCCCAGUUCGUGGCCAUCUCCUGUAACCAAGGCAUGGAUGAGCGGCACAGUUUGGCUGGAGUCCAUACAGGGUCAGCUCUUCUUCAGCUCUGGGAGCUAGGACCCAUUCAGCCAGACAUGGGGUCUGCAACCAAGCCAAGACUGGCAUAUGCCAUUGCCACCCGCCAUGGCUGCAUCUGGGAUAUGAAGUUUUGCCCAAGUGGAGCUUGGGAGCUCCCUGCCACCCGUCACAAGUCUUUCCAGAUGAGCCGGCUGGGCCUACUAGCUGUUGCUUUCUCUGAUGGCAAGGUGCUACUGUAUAGCCUUCCGCAUGCCCAGGACUUGCAUGCCUACAGGAGAGCCCAGGUAACAGAUGGGCCAUCUCCACGGCACGCCAUCUGCAAGGUGCAGUGCGUGGCCACCCUACAAGUGGGCUCCAUCCAGGCACCGAGCCCCUCUGAAUGCGGGCAAUGUUUCAGCUUGGCGUGGAUGCCCACCAAGCCUCACCAUCAACUGGCAGCUGGCUUCUAUGAUGGCACUGUGGCCCUGUGGAACCUCACCAGCAAGUCCCUGCUGCAACGAAUCCGCCAGCCCGACGGCUCCCUCAAGCUCUACCCGUUUCAUUGCUUCCUUGCACAUGAUCACGCUGUGCGCAACAUCCAGUGGUGCAAGGCAAACAGCAAUUUCAUGGUGACAGCAGGGAAUGACCGCAAGAUCAAAUUCUGGGACCUGCGCCGGCUGCAUGAGCCCAUCAACAGCAUAAAGCGUUUCUUGAGCACAGAAAUUGCUUGGCUACUGCCUUACAGUGGGAUCACGGUUGCACAGGACAACUGCUAUGCCUCGUAUGGCCUAUGUGGAAUCCACUACCUGGAUGCUGGCUAUCUGGGCUUCAGGGCCUAUUUUGUGGCCCCUCGCAAAGGCACUGUUUGGAGCAUCUCUGGAUCUGAUUGGCUAAACUCCAUAGCUGCUGGAGAUGCCACAGGAGAGCUGGUGGCUGCCAUGAUGCCUGACCUGUCAGUCAACCCACACAAUGUCAAACGACCCUCUGAGCGCCGAUUUCCUGUCUACAAGGCAGAACUGUUGCCCUGUGGCCCAAUCAGUAUUGAUGCAAGGACAGGAGCCAGCGAGAAGCCACUGGUGGAGGGCAGGACAUACAGUGAGUCAGUGGCCCGGAACUACAUCCAUUUUCAGGACACUGACCUGAGGAGCUUCUUUAGGAGGAAGCCCCGGAAACCAACACUGGGGAAAGAAGCAAAAGAAGGGGAUGGACUCGGCAGGUUGCAGCUGGAAGCCGUGCACAAGGUCCGCUUCAGCCCCAACCUGGACUGCCACAGCUGGCUGGUAUCGGGGGGCCAAUCUGGCAUUGUUCGGGUGCACUGCAUUAGUGCGUUGGCUUCCCCUCCGAGCCGCAAACUCCUGCUUGAAUGCCAGGCCCAGUUCAGCGCCAUGUUCCAAGCAGAGGGCCAAGCGGAUGGGCCGGGAGGUGACCCGACUAUGCUGUAUACUGCAGUCAGCUGAGUAGCACCUGGGACCCCGCUGUUGUUUUGGCAUCGGUGCACAUCAUCAAGGGAUCCAGGCCACCUGCGAAACAUCCAGAACUCUGAUGGUCUCUUACAUAAUGCUAGCAUCUGGUGGACUAGCUGGGUCCUGGUUAGAACUCUGGGGGCCAGCCGGCUCAUGAAUGGACGGGCUGGAGAGAAGCACAAGGGGACAGAGGUGCAGCCGGCCAUUCUGACUUCCCCGAGCCCUCCAGCAGCGUUUGCCCCAUGAACCAUGGGCAGGUCCUGAGGAUGAGGAGCCCACCCCUAGCAGGACCUGUCCACCUGGGUGAGGGGCAUGUGAACACCUGGAAGGUCUGCCUCUCUUUUGGAUACCCUGUGCAUGACGCAAGGCUAUGAAAGAAGGGGGUUUUUCAACUUCCUUUGGCUGGGCCCAGCGGAAUACUACUGCCCCCCCAUCCCUGCAUGGGCCUCCCACUGAUCGGGGUUAGGCAGGUGGGGAAGCUUGCCACUUUCCAAAGACACCAAGAAGAGCCAGCUUGUAACCCUCCCAUCUGCCUGCCUCUUUGGGGGCCACAAUCUUGCUCACAUUGAGCUGUUUUGUUGUCUUACAUGGUAGUAAAGUGGAUUUUUGUUUUUAAA
Molecule: messenger RNA, 3962 nt
Organism: Sphaerodactylus townsendi
Lineage: Eukaryota; Metazoa; Chordata; Lepidosauria; Squamata; Sphaerodactylidae
Gene: GTF3C2
Product: general transcription factor IIIC subunit 2
Exons: 19
Coding region: 454-3339 (961 amino acids)
Biological process (GO): transcription by RNA polymerase III
Cellular component (GO): transcription factor TFIIIC complex
Molecular function (GO): protein binding
Source: RefSeq, a predicted model, not a curated record